This is a messenger RNA of Papaver somniferum (opium poppy), 477 nucleotides long. RefSeq lists its product as uncharacterized. The transcript has a single exon. The record is from RefSeq and is a predicted model, not a curated record. Lineage: Eukaryota; Viridiplantae; Streptophyta; Magnoliopsida; Ranunculales; Papaveraceae. Bases 1 to 477 code for a protein of 158 amino acids.
AUGAAUCAAAUUUCAAGACUUUGUCUCUGUAAAUCACUUUUAAGAACCCCGUUUUCCAAACAAUCAAAACCCAUUUCUUCAUUACUCUCAAAUUCAUACAUUUCUAACCCAAUUUCAUCCCCAGUUUCAAAAUUCCACACUUAUAUACCUCGAUUCAGUUCAAUUCCUAGAACCCAUUUCAGAAACAAUGUGAGGAAGUUUAGUGGAGAACCCAGUUUCGAUCAGAAUAAAGAGAUUGAUGAGAUAAAUCUGAAAUUUGCAGAUGCUAGAGAAGAGAUAGAAUUAGCUUUAGAAUCAAAAGAAACUGUUUAUUUCGACGAAGAAGCUGAAACUGCUCGUGAUGCUGUACAGGUUGUGUUGGAUAAAUUUGAUGCGUUGAUGGCGAAAUUGGAUGAGAAAGAAAAGGGGGCUUUGCAGAGAUCAAUGGGAUUAAAGAUGGAGCAAUUGAAAGCUGAACUUGCCCAGUUGAAUGAAUGA